GAAAAAUGUUCGUUUGUACAGAUCGCCAUUUAUUCAAGUUCAUGUGUGUGCUCCUGAUUUUCAUCGUAUGUGCUUCUGGAGAUUACGAUACGAGGGAAAGUGAAUCUCUGAGUGAAAAUGGUGGCGAAAGAACACCACAAGACGGAAAUGACAAUUGUAUUGGCAACAACUGUGUAAAGAGAACCAUUAACAGCUCGCCUGGGGCAAUGUGGUUCGGGCCGAGAUUAGGCCGACGUCGCAGGUCCGGCCGCAAAACGAAAGUGAACAAUAAGGAAGUUGAAAAUAUCGCCGAAGCCAUUAAUACAUCACCAUGGGCCUUCGUUUCCAUUCCUGGUGAAAAAAGACAGUCAACCCAGUUUACGCCACGAUUAGGUCGAGAAUUGGUUGAGGAACUGCUCUAUGGUGAACUUGAAGAUAUUUCGAACCAGGUCGAAAAUCAGGACAUGGACGAUGAAGUACGACUCCGACGAUUUUUUACAUCCCGCCUUGGUCGUCAGGCUCUAUUCCUCCCGCCGCCGAGACUUGGUAGACAAUUGCAAAAGAUUUUGGCGAGAAUUUAGAAUCCAAAUUGUUUUUGAGAUUUAAGACUUUGAAUGCAAAGUAAUCUGAACGCUUCACUUCAAUUGAUUUCGAUUUAUUUCAUACAUUCUUUGAUAAGCUAACAAAUUUUGCCCACAAGUCCUUAAUUUCAAGAUUAUUUCCUGCCUAUAUUAUUUUCUUCGUUUAUGGA
This is a messenger RNA of Belonocnema kinseyi, 730 nucleotides long. It is a transcript of the gene Pban, whose product is annotated as PBAN-type neuropeptides-like. Gene Ontology annotation, biological process: neuropeptide signaling pathway; pheromone biosynthetic process. The transcript has 3 exons. Gene Ontology annotation, molecular function: neuropeptide hormone activity. The record is from RefSeq and is a predicted model, not a curated record. NCBI's taxonomy places the organism in Eukaryota, Metazoa, Arthropoda, Insecta, Hymenoptera, Cynipidae. The coding region runs from base 6 to 560 and encodes 184 amino acids.